Molecule: messenger RNA, 2184 nt
Organism: Musca vetustissima
Lineage: Eukaryota; Metazoa; Arthropoda; Insecta; Diptera; Muscidae
Product: muskelin-like
Exons: 9
Cellular component (GO): cytoplasm
Molecular function (GO): protein binding
Source: RefSeq, a predicted model, not a curated record
AUGAACGACAAUAACGACAAUUCUACCACUCCAACAUCCUUGCGUGCUGCUGCUGCAACCGAUGCCACAGAUAAUGCAGCAAUUGGUGGUGGUGGUGUAGGCACAAGUAGUGGAGCGGCCGCCAAUAUGAUGAUCAACAGUUAUGGCAAAGAACAAAUGAAGAUGACUGCCGCCGCAGCCAGCAGUAAUGCAUUAAAGCAAUCGCUGAAAUUGGAAAACUUGGAAGAAUUUGAUAAGUUGCCAUACGAAAUACAUCGUUACUCUUCAUUUUCCACCAAUUAUGUGCCAGAAAAUAUACUUGUGGACUGUCCCAGUGAUCAGUCGUCGCGGUGGUCGGCCCACAACAAUAAUCCACCACAAUAUUUAACAUUGAAAUUGCGCCGACCUGCCAUAGUGAAAAAGAUAAAAUUUGGUAAAUUUGAAAAGUCACAUGUCUGCAAUAUCAAAAAGUUUCGAAUUUAUGGUGGUUUGGAUGAGGAACAUAUGGUUCUACUAUUGGAGGGAGGUUUACGCAACGAUCACAUACCCGAAACAUUCAAUUUACGCUGUGUUGCCAAGGAUGCUACAACAAGUCUGCCAAUUUUAUAUAUCAAAAUUGUUCCACUAUUAUCGUGGGGACCCACCUUUAACUAUAGCAUUUGGUAUAUUGAAUUAAUGGGCCAAGAUGAUCCCAUGUACACCAGUGGUUGUUUAAAGGAUUACAAUAAGUUACGUGAAGUGGAAAUUAUUCGUUUGUGUUUGAAACAUUUUCGCCAACAAGGUUAUGAUACAGCAUUCAAGGCCUUACAGGAUCAAACCCAUGUCCAAUUGGAACAUCCAUUGAUAAGCGAAUUACAUCAAUGUUUGGUGGUAAAUGGCGAUUUUGAAAAGGCCGAAAAGUUCAUAAGCGAUUGCAUUGAAGAGGGCCUCAUGGAUGACUAUUUGAAUCGUCAGGAUUAUAAACAUGCAUGGCGUUUGCAACAUGUUCAAGGAUCAGCACAACCAGGUAAUCGUGGUGGCCACCAACUGGUUAUGGAUGUCAAAAAACGUUUAAUCUAUUUGUUCGGGGGUUGGGAUGGCUUUCAAGAUCUAAGCGAUCUGUGGGUAUUCGAUAUUAAGGAUAAUUGUUGGACGCAAAUAUUUGAACAUUCCGAACAAUUCAAUGGACCCACACCACGUUCAUGUCAUAAAAUGGUCUUCGAUCCGGUCAGUGAGAACAUCUUUAUGUUGGGCCGUUAUUUGGACAACUCCAUUCGUACUACGGAAUAUAUAAAAAGUGAUUUCUAUUUGUAUGAUACGCGAGCUCGGACAUGGCUGCAAAUUUGUGAUGAUACAUGUCAGGUGGGUGGUCCCCAACUGAUGUAUGAUCAUCAGAUGUGUAUCGAUGUUGAGAAGAGAACGAUAUAUGUGUUCGGCGGUAAGGUUUUGACACCGCGCAGUGUUAAUGCCUCGACAACAAGUGAACCCGAAUACUCGGGAUUGUUUUCCUAUCACAUUGCCACCAAUACAUGGACUCAGAUAUUGGUGGAUUGUCAUCAUCCAACGGCAUCACAGCCAGAUGUUUUGUCCAUUAAAUCGCGUAUCACCCAUUGUAUGGUGUUUCAUAAUAAAAAGCGUAAAUUGUACAUUUAUGGUGGCCAACGUGGCAAAGAGGAUAUCCAUGAUUUUAUAACCUAUAAAGUUGAUACCCAAACAUUGGAGAUUUUAAAUAGCAAUAGCUCCAAUAAUGCUACAGCUGCUGGUAGCAGUAAUCCCACAAAUUCUUCCGAUGGUAAAAAUGAACCCUCACCUGGUUAUACCCUAAGGGCCACAAUUGAUUGCGAGCGUAAUGAGAUUUAUGUGUUUUCGAGUCUUAGCAAAAUCAAAGAUCGCCGUGAUAUUCAUCAUGUUGAUGCAUCAAAUUCAUUUUGGGUCUAUUCAUUGGACACCCAUCAAUGGUCCCGCAUCUAUACCAGUCGUUAUAAUGCCUCAUCAUCGCCUGAUAGUACAAAUUUUGAUAAUAGCCGAAAUAAUCUUAUGGAACCAUGCCCACGUUAUGCUCAUCAAUUUGUCUACGAUGAUAUGGCUAAAUUGCAUUAUAUGUUUGGCGGUAAUCCGGGACGUUCGACAACGCCUCAGCUAAGACUUGAUGAUUUUUGGAUAUUGGAAUUGGAAAAACCCAAACGUGAUGAAAUUCUCAAACAUUGCCGUUAUUUGGUGCGUAAA